This is a messenger RNA of Aphanomyces invadans, 2126 nucleotides long. RefSeq lists its product as hypothetical. Gene Ontology annotation, biological process: protein dephosphorylation. The transcript is spliced from 3 exons. Gene Ontology annotation, molecular function: protein tyrosine/serine/threonine phosphatase activity. The record is from RefSeq and is a predicted model, not a curated record. Bases 89 to 1438 code for a protein of 449 amino acids. NCBI's taxonomy places the organism in Eukaryota, Oomycota, Saprolegniomycetes, Saprolegniales, Verrucalvaceae.
CAAAAAUACAAAGUUUGCGGUCGGAGAGGCGAAUCCUUGCGCACCUGCCCACACUUCGCCCGCCGUGGCCGCCGACAUAGCAAGCCCCAUGGAGAUGAAGCGAAAGCACGAGUCUCCUUCUCUGGCCGCGUCUGACAUAGGGACAACCGCCACGAACUGCAGGUCACCGCCGUCGUCACAGCAUAAAAUCCAACUACAGCAUGUGGCGUCCAACAACCCCAAGGCAAGGAAGCGCACGCCAUCGCUCAUCACAACGCCUUUUUCAGACGAUCUUUCCGAGUGGGAUGCAGUGAAUCAAGAGUCCCUCUCAGACGCUGCUGCUCAAGUCUCUCCACCUACAUCACGAAAACUGUCCCUUCUCCUAGAUGAAGCGCCUACAAAGCAUCCCCAGAGUCCUAACUCGAUCGAACCAUCGCCAAAGAUGAUUCCGUCUUCUCGAGAAUUGCUGCCGUCCCCGCGCACGCCUUUACCGUCCAAAGAGAAUGACAUCCCAACUCCCUCCACCUCCUCGACAUCGUUCCCACCAAAACGCGCUCGCAAUCGCAAUCCAGGCAACUUGCUCCUCGAUUUGUCCCAUAUGGCGCCGGUGGCAUCCCCAACCAAAACAAUGGACUUCACGAACGUGUGCUCGCAAGUGACGGACUUCCUCUUUGUCGGGGGCGCCUCCGUUGCCUCGCAACGCGACGUCCUUGAGCAACACGGCAUCACCCACGUAAUCAACUGCGCGGCGUCAGUCACCCCCAACUACUUUCCCCACGUGUUUGACUAUUACCGCUUGCGCCUGCGAGACCAUGCGACGCAAGACAUCCAUCAACACUUUUACAGCAUCUUCCAGUUCAUCGACAUGGCGCGGUCUCGACGCGGAAAGGUGUUUAUUCAUUGCGUCAAAGGCAUCUCCAGGUCACCCGCGAUGGCAAUUGCGUACCUCAUGGCGAGAGAACAGUUGGGCUUGUACCCCGCGCUCGAGCUCGUGAGGUCGUCACGCCCGGUCAUCGACCCGAAUGCAGGGUUUAUCUUUCAGCUGAAUGAAUGGGACUCGUUGCGCCGACUCCACACCAAGCAGCCGAUCACGCUGUUCCGCGUCGACAUGUCUCGCGGCGACGUCGACGGCGUGCCCGAUGUGCCGCUCCCCGACUACCCGUUGAUCAUCGGCCCCGUGCAGGCGGACCACUUGGUGGCCUCCUCCCCGUCGUCCAACCCAUUGCACGACCCGCCGCAGAUACAUGAAGACCAUGCUGCGGCAUGUUUCGUCGUGUGUUCAUUGGAAACCAAGUACUGCUCGCUGUGGUGCGGCCGCGACGCGACCGACGACAUGAUUCAAACGGGGAAGACCGCCAUGGUACGCUCGAGUGCUUGUCUCUUACCUGAUCGUGAUAUCUUCCUCUUUGGUGGUGCAGCGUCUCCUACAAACGUACGAAUCGUUUCCAGACACGUUUGAUGUGGUGCAAAGUGGACAAGAGCCGAGUGAGUUUUGGAGUGCGCUGGCAUCGGAACACGACCCCAACACGAUGUAAAUAAUCACCAAGAUGUUGUUGAACGUCGGUCACAAACGUCAUCACGACGAUGCCAGCCCCUCUCGACUAAUGUGCGUAAUUCGGCGAUUUCCGCACGCAGCGCUGCCACGUCAGUGAUCAGAGUGCUCAUGGGGCUGGCGGUGGGAGAUGGCGGUGUCGAUGCCUGAAAGGUAGUAUCUCCUUGGUUUGAAGCCGACACUGAGGGGAGGCGACUUGACGUUGAUGCUGCGCUGGUCAGCACAAAACCGAGGAUGCACGCAAUGAGAAUACACACGACACCAAGGUUUUCCAUGGGACGAUUCCAGCAUGCCGAGAUGAGGUCAGUGAUGGAGGAAGGCAGCGCGGGAUCUGCUUGAUCGGACACUUGUGGCCGAGGAAAUGGAGUUGGCGACAACGAUGCUGGCACACGCGGACACUCAUCGAGGGUGAACGGGGAUCUCGCAGCUGCAAGCUGUAGCUUUCGACGAAGCAGGAUUUCCUCGCGCGACUGAAAAAUCUUCUCGCGUGGCUUGCCUCGAUCAUGCAUGCCAGCGCCGGAGUGGGUGCGUGGGGAACAAAUUUGUGACUGUUCAAGAUUUCUUACGUAAAUGGAGAGUUUUAACCAAUCAGAAC